AUCGGACCAGCGGUUCUACCCGUACUCUGCCGGCGGACUCGACUACGGGCCCGGCUUCCAGCGCUACGUCGACCCGGCGAGCCGGUUCGAGUUCCGGUACCCGGCGAAUUACGUGCAGGACCAGGCCGUCUUCCUCCGCAACGCCGACCGAGCCUACGCGCAGCGGACGAUGGACCCGGCGCUCGCAGCCGCUCGCGGCGGCGCCGCCGCCCGGGCGCCGCCGCGCGGGAGCGGGCCUGACGUCGCGUUUGGACCUCCCGGCCAGGCGGGCGAGGAGAACCUGAGCGUCGUCAUCGGCAGCCUGGUGGCCGGCUUCAGCCUGCGCGGCACGCUGGGCCCGCCCGCCGAGGCUGCGGAGCGGCUGCUGCAGUCGAGCAUCGCAAAGCCGGGCGUGCGCGAGACGACACUUCUCGGCUCCUUCGAGCGGGCCUCCGCACAGACCGGGCUGCCGCUCUACCAGUUCGAGUAUAAGGUCGAGUACCCCUCCCUGAACAAGGCGCCGACCUACACUGUCUGCGUCGUCGGCGCCAAGCGGGACAACCUUUUCACGUUUGCGUCCCGCGUGCCCGCGGCCGAGUGGGAGGCGCGCCCCGAGGUGGCGGCGCUGCUGGCAGGAGCGGAGCUCGGCAAGCCGGCGGCGGGGUGGGGCGCGAACCCGUUCCCAGACUUCACGGGCUGCGCCGCGACGGUCAAGGGGGUGGUGCAGGAGUCGCGGGCGGGCCAGUUCCGCCACGAUCUUCACAUGGUCGUGUGUAAGGAGGAGUGCCUGCCCGAGACGAUGAUGUGGAAGAAGGCGGGCUGGUCGCUCGCGCCGCUCGACCAGUGGAAGGUGGAUGUGCGGGCUACGCUGCUCUGCCCCUCGGCGCUGCUGAUGCCGGCGGAGAGGUAUGGCUCGGACGAGGUUUACGCAGAGGCUGUCGCCAGCGUGCAGAAGCAGAUGACCCAGGCGUUUCAGAUUUACCAGCUGCGAGCCAACGUGCAGCACAGCGGCCAAAAGGUUUACUUUGAUGAGAACGAGGUCUCGGUCCGGCUCGGUUUCUCACCGGGCGUGGCCCAGCCGAACAAGCUACUCUUUGAGAUCAAGUCGCAGCGACCAGG
Emiliania huxleyi CCMP1516 is the source of this 1098-nucleotide messenger RNA. RefSeq lists its product as hypothetical. NCBI's taxonomy places the organism in Eukaryota, Haptophyta, Isochrysidales, Noelaerhabdaceae. The record is from RefSeq and is a predicted model, not a curated record. Gene Ontology annotation, biological process: photosynthesis. Gene Ontology annotation, molecular function: calcium ion binding. Gene Ontology annotation, cellular component: extrinsic component of membrane; photosystem II oxygen evolving complex; photosystem II. The annotation marks the transcript as partial. The transcript is spliced from 2 exons.